AUGGCCUGCAUUGGAGGCGCAAGCAGGUAUGCAUUCGAGUUUUUACUUUUUACUUUUUACCUUUUACUUUUUAUUACUUUUUUACUUUUUAUUACUUUUUUACUUUUUAUUACUUUUUUACUUUUUACUUUUUUACUUUUUUACUUUUUACUUUUUUACUUUUUACUUUUGGUAUUUUACUUUUUAGAAAAUUUUUGGGAAUUUUUACAAAUUUCUGGAAACUUUUUUGAAGAUCUUUUAAUUGGUCCACUUAGUUGGGCGAUAACCAUUAAUUCUAUUCUAUUCUAUCUCCAAUGUUAA
This is a messenger RNA of Blepharisma stoltei, 300 nucleotides long. The record is from the annotation of a GenBank genome assembly. Lineage: Eukaryota; Ciliophora; Heterotrichea; Heterotrichida; Blepharismidae.